Messenger RNA from Amoebophrya sp. A25, 1163 nucleotides. Lineage: Eukaryota; Dinophyceae; Syndiniales; Amoebophryaceae. The record is from the annotation of a GenBank genome assembly.
GGUUCGAGAACGUAGUGAAGGAAGAUAUCCGAAAAGGAAAGGUACUAGUGAAAGAGGACAACUUCUUGAAAGUCCUCAAGUACAACUUCUUGCCAGAAUAAGGACUUCUUGACGUUAUCACGUUCUGGUGCAGGUCCACCUGCUCUGUAAAGAGUAGGAAGUCCUCCUCUAAAGAAGGUAUGAUUUAAUGAGACAUUCAAAUGAUAUUUUUCCUGUUCUUGUUUACCAACACUUGUUGUUGAAGACUAUGAGUAUGACUAUCUUUACCUAAAUUGAAUGUACUAUUCCUCGAAGAUUGAUACAGUCUACGUCUCGUGAAAGAUGAGAAUUAAUAUGUCUUGGUGGAUCUGGAUGCCCUUUGACAAGAACAACUUUUCUCGGCUAUUUCUUCUCCAAAAACCUAUACCUAAACUACCGUUACCUAUACCUCCAAUUGAUUUAAUUCAUAGCUCGACUUUUUAUUAAUUCAUAGCCUUGUUCUCUGUUUUGUUUCUCCAAUCUGUCACGUUUCAUUCCCGGAGAUUCGAUUGGCACGAGGCGUAGAUGCAUCUUUCUUAGACGUUACCGAUGUCUCCGAAGCCUGGCGGAAGGACGUGGGCGGAAAGGAGAAGCAGGAGAGCGGAAAGGACAGCACUAGAGGUGCCACUAGUAGCAGCACAGCAACGCUGUUAUCGGACGCGUUGUAUUACAAUUAUGGAAGUAUUUCUAGUUAGGUAUGCUCCACCAACAUUAUGGAGGUAGAAACUUCAAGAGUACUGGAUGAGAAGUUAAAUGAACAAGACUUGCUUCAACUUCUCAAAAUCAAAACAACUUCUCAAAAAUCAUCCAGACCACUUGUCAAGAUCUAGCUCUCUACUUUCUAGUACUAGCCUCGAAUCCCCAUGGCGAGUAGAAGAAAUAAUUUUCUUUGUGAAUAUUGCAUUUUGAUUUUUAACUACGUCCUACUCCUUGUUAUUUUACUAGUAGCCAGGGAAAUUAUCUUGGGCAGUUUGCCGAAUACUAGACUCACAUCAUCAUUUUAGUGAAAAUAAAACUCUAAUCCCCAUGGCGAGUGUUUUCCCUUUGCCAAGGCGAUAGGAAGACAGGUUGGCGCACAGAGGGAUUCAAGAUAUGCAGGGGAGGUGUCGUCUACAUUCCGCCAAAGGUGCCUGACGAAUUCACGC